This is a messenger RNA of Petromyzon marinus (sea lamprey), 3306 nucleotides long. The record is from RefSeq and is a predicted model, not a curated record. Lineage: Eukaryota; Metazoa; Chordata; Hyperoartia; Petromyzontiformes; Petromyzontidae.
CACCACCAGCAGCACAACCACCACCUACAGCACAACCACCACCACAGCCAACAUCACCACCAGCAGCACAACCACCACCAGCCGCAGCACAACCACCACCAACUCCACAGCCACCAGCUGCAUCAGCAUCGGCCCCACAUUCUCCACUUCCCAUUGCCGCAGCUGCUGCUGCUCCUGCUGCCGCUGCUCCUGCUCUGCGUACCGCCGACGCCCUGCGUGGCGAUGUCGGCAGCGGCAGCAGCAGCCUCCUCCUCCUCCUCCUCGUUCGCGUCGUGCCCGGCGCCGUGCCGCUGUGACCGCAGCUUCGUCUACUGCAACGACCGCGGUCUCGCCUCCAUCCCCGCGGGUCUGCCGCGAGGCGCCACCACCCUGUACCUGCAGAACAACCUCGUGAACAGCAGCGGCCUGCCCGCUGAUCUCAGCAGCCUGCUGCAGGUGGACAUGGUCUACCUGUACGGCAACGAGCUGGAGGUUUUCCCCUCGAACCUGCCGCGGAACGUGCGCGAGCUCCACCUGCAGGAGAACAACAUCCAGACGGUGUCGCGCGAGGCCCUCGCCCGCCUCCACAGGGUGGAGCGCCUCCACCUGGACGACAACUCCAUCUCGAGCGUGGGCGUGGAGCGCGGCGCCUUCCUCGAGUGCCGCUCCCUCCGCCUCCUCUUCCUCUCCCGCAACCACCUGAGUCAGGUGCCGGAGCGCCUCCCCACCGGCCUGGAGGAGCUCCGCCUGGACGACAACCGGAUCGGCCACAUCGAUGGCGAGGCGUUCGCGGGCCUGGCGAGCCUCCGCCGCCUCGUCCUCGAUGGCAACCUUCUGAGCGACGGCGCCUUGUCGGCGGACACCUUCCGCCGCCUGGGCUCGCUGGCCGAGCUGUCGCUCACGCGCAACUCCCUGGCGGCGCCGCCCUCCGGCCUGCCCGGCGCCAGCCUCCAGCGCCUCCACCUGCAGGAGAACCAGCUGAGCCGCAUCCCCGCGGGCGCUUUCGCGGGCCUCGGGCAGCUGCGGCGACUCGACCUCUCCAGCAACAACCUGAGCCGCCUGCAGCCCGGCGCCUUCGAGGGCCUCGACUCGCUGGCGCAGCUGCUGGCCCGCAACAACCCAUGGCGCUGCGACUGCGCCAUCGAGUGGGUCCGCCGCUGGCUCAACUCGCGGCCCGUCAACGCCCGCGGCCUCAUGUGCCAGGGGCCCGACGAGGUGCGCGGGAUGUCCAUCAAGGACCUGGCGCCCGAGUCGCUUUCGUGCUCCGCGAGGUCGGGGGGCGGCGACGGCGCCAGAGGGGGAGCCGGGAGGCAUCAGUCGCGGCUCACGAAGCAGCAGCAGCAGCAGCAGCAGUCAGGGCCACGGCUGCCCGGGGAGGCAUCUCGCCCCUCGCCGUCCGACGGCGGCGAGUCGGCCCUGGCCACCGACAAACCGCCUCCGUCACAGUCCCUCACCGAGUCCGCCACCGGUACCGGUGGCGCUGGUGGUCCCGGUGCCGGUGCCGGUGGCGGGAAAGGUGGAGCGAGCGGUAAAGUCGGCGGAAGCGGCGGGAGAAGAGGCGCCGCGUUCAACAACAACGACGACGGUGGCGGUGUCGGCGGCGGGAACUUCACCAUGACCGUCCACCCGGCGGGUGAGGGCAGCGUGGUGGUGGGCUGGCACGGCCCUCCAGACGUGACGGCCUACCAGCUCACGUGGUCCAAAUCGCCGCCGCAGCGCCGGCCGCCGCCGCCGCCGCCGCCGCCAUCAUCGCCGCGCGGCCACCGGGAGGGCGUCGGCAGCCCCGGGAGGCCGGCGGUGGCGCCGGUGCGCGAGGCCCUGGUGGCGGCCGACCGCUCGCGCUACGUGGUCACGGGCCUGGAGAGGGCUGCCCUCUACACGCUGUGCCUAGCGCCGCUGCGGCGGCCCCACCGGGCGCGGGGCGCCGCCGCCCCCCGCCGUCCCGCAGGACGUGCGCGGGAGGGGGAGGAGGAGGAGGAGGAGGAGGAGAAGAAGAAGGGGGAAGGGCCCGCAGGCCCGCGGCCGGGCCUGGAAGGUGGCGGUGAGCCUUCGCAGGGCUUGACGCUGCCCCUCGCCGCCAUCGUCGGUGGCGCAGCCGCCUCCGUGCUCCUCGUGGCGCUGCUCGCCAGCGCCUGCUGCUUCGUGCACCGGACCGGGAGGCCGCACGGGAAGCGGAGGAAGGGAGGAGGAGGCGGUGCCGGAGGAGGAGAAGGGAGCAGAAUUGGGGCAACGGUCGGGGGAACGGCGGUCGGUAGGAUGGGAGGCGAGGACGGACUCGGGCUUGGAGCCGGUUCAUUCGCUGGUGGCUGCAGUGGUGUCGGUAGCGGCGGCAGCGGUGGCAUUGGCUCCGCGCGAGGCUAUGGGCGCCCGCGCAAGCAAGCCGACGACUACGUCGAGAGCGGCACCAAGAAGGACAACUCCAUCCUGGAGAUCGGCCCUCGCGCCAACUUCCAAAUCGUCCCGCUCACAUCGGCAGCGACCGGCGCCGCCGGCGUCAUCGGUGGCGGGAGGCCCCACAUUGUGUCCGGGGUCGGCGUCUGCUGCUGCCGGCACGGAGAGCGGUGCGGCCUGCACAAGGAGGCAGUGGCCAUUCGGACGAUCUUCCCCACCAACGGGACCAUCCUGUAUAAGAAUGACGGGCGCAACGGAGGAGGAGGUGGCAGCGGAGGAGGCGGAGGGGUCGGCGGCGCGGUCAGCAGAGCGAUGUUCAUGGACGAAGGGGCGGUGGGCGACAUGGGUAUGGCGAGGUUGACGUGACGAGAGGCGGACGGGGAUUGGUUGGUGGGGCCGAGGUUGGGGAGGUGGAGGAGGUUGUUGAGGCUGAAUCUCUGGUGGAUUUAAAUUCGUGCCUGGGCAGCUCUGGAAUAGUUAGAGGCAGUGCGCACUCACGCGCUCGUCAUGCACAAGUGCAUCUUUAUCACUCGCAACAACCGCCGUUCGCCACUAAGUGGCGGUGACGUCGCCACGGCGCUUGUGCCAGGCUAGGUGCGUCCCAGAGGCCGUCACGAGAAGUGUGGAAGGUUGUCGCUGAUGCUGGUGGGAUGAGGUCACGGGACAGACCCAGGUGAUAUGGCUUGACUGACUGGGAUGACUAACAGAUGCAAUCAGCUGUGCUCCCCACUGUGUCGGCAAGGCACAGUGUACAGACAUGCAAUCACACACACACACAGUGUAUGCAUGCAUACAUACACAUGGUGUGCACAGAGGCUGGAGAAAUACACGUGUUAAACCUAUGGACAUACAGGCGUGCAUACACACGAAGUCCAUAGGAUACGUUCACACACUGGCAUAUGUGCACGUACAGACUUACACAUGUAUACACACACA